UGUAAAAUGUACUGGAGCUAAAUAAUUUACACACUCGUGGAAGCAUCAAAAAAUUGUGUUCAGCAACGAAUAUUCAGAAUCUGCAAGCAAAUAUUUUGUGAAUUAAAAAUGGCCGAAGGUAACGAGAGUAACACAAGUGACAUUCCGCCAUUUAGCGCCGACCAGUUGUUAAAAGAAGUGCUAGCUCGCCCCAGAGAUCUUGAUAUGGCCACCGAUAUGGAGGCUAAGAUACAUCAGGCAUUAUUAUUAAUGCUGCUGGAAGAUCCAAAGCAAUAUAAGAAUGAACAUUUGGCAUUGAUAAAAGGUUACUAUGAUAUGCUGCUGAAGAAUAGGGAGUACAGAAUUGAUGAGCUAAACGUAAGGCGUGUGGAUCUGGAGAGUCGUCUGGAGGAUCUUACGGAAGAGUUUGCGGAAUUGCAGCAGCAGCUGCAAGAAAAGAAAACCAAACAAAACAACAAAAGAAAUAAAUUUUGAAUUUUUAUUCA
Messenger RNA from Drosophila busckii, 485 nucleotides. RefSeq lists its product as uncharacterized. The record is from RefSeq and is a predicted model, not a curated record. Lineage: Eukaryota; Metazoa; Arthropoda; Insecta; Diptera; Drosophilidae. The coding region runs from base 109 to 474 and encodes 121 amino acids. The transcript is spliced from 3 exons.